AAAAAUACAAGGAAAAGCUUUCCCUCUCCCAACAUGGCGGCCUCAGCAAAAAAGAAGAAUAAGAAGGGGAAGACUAUCUCCCUAACAGACUUUCUGGCUGAGGAUGGCGGUACUGGUGGAGGAAGCACCUAUGUUUCCAAACCAGUCAGCUGGGCUGAUGAAACGGAUGACCUGGAAGGAGAUGUUUCGACAACUUGGCACAGUAACGAUGACGAUGUGUAUAGGGCGCCUCCAAUUGACCGUUCCAUCCUUCCCACUGCUCCAUGGGCUGCUCGGGAACCCAAUAUCGACCGGAGCCGUCUUCCCAAAUCGCCACCCUACACUGCUUUUCUAGGAAACCUACCCUAUGAUGUUACAGAAGAGUCAAUUAAGGAAUUCUUUCGAGGAUUAAAUAUCAGUGCAGUGCGUUUACCACGUGAACCCAGCAAUCCAGAGAGGUUGAAAGGUUUUGGUUAUGCUGAAUUUGAGGACCUGGAUUCCCUGCUCAGUGCCCUGAGUCUCAAUGAAGAGUCUCUAGGUAACAGGAGAAUUCGAGUGGACGUUGAUCAAGCACAGGAUAAAGACAGGGAUGAUCGUUCUUUUGGCCGUGAUAGAAAUCGGGAUUCUGACAAAACAGAUACAGACUGGAGGGCUCGUCCUGCUACAGACACCUUUGAUGACUACCCACCUAGAAGAGGUGAUGAUAGCUUUGGAGACAAGUAUCGAGAUCGUUAUGAUUCAGACCGGUAUCGGGAUGGGUAUCGGGAUGGCCCACGCCGGCAUAUGGAUCGAUAUGGUGGCCGGGAUCGCUAUGAUGACCGAGGCAGCAGAGACUAUGAUAGAGGCUAUGAUUCCCGGAUAGGCAGUGGCAGAAGAGCAUCUGGCAGUGGGUAUCGCAGGGAUGAUGACUACAGAGGAGGCGGGGACCGCUAUGAAGACCGAUAUGACAGACGGGAUGAUCGGUCUUGGAGCUCCAGAGAUGAUUACUCUCAGGAUGAUUAUAGGCGUGAUGAUAGAGGUCCCCCCCAAAGACCCAAACUGAAUCUAAAGCCUCAGAGUACUCCUAAGGAAGAUGAUUCCUCUGCUAGUACCUCCCAGUCCACUCGAGUUGGUUCUUUCUUUGGAGGGGCAAAGCCUGUUGACACAGCUGCUAGAGAAAGAGAAGUAGAAGAACGGCUACAGAAGGAACAAGAGAAGUUGCAGCGUCAGCUGGAUGGGCCAAAACUAGAACGACGGCCUCGGGAGAGACACCCAAGCUGGCGAAGUGAAGAAACUCAGGAACGGGAACGGUCGAGGACAGGAAGUGGGUAA
Molecule: messenger RNA, 1290 nt
Organism: Gorilla gorilla gorilla (western lowland gorilla)
Lineage: Eukaryota; Metazoa; Chordata; Mammalia; Primates; Hominidae
Product: eukaryotic translation initiation factor 4B-like
Molecular function (GO): RNA binding
Source: RefSeq, a predicted model, not a curated record